AUGGCGUCCGCCGCGUCGCCGCCGUCGUGGGUCAUCCUGGGCAGCGUGCCGCGGGUACUGCCGGCCGCCGACGCCGACACCGACCUCCCUCCGGGCGUAGCCGACUUCUCCCUCGCGCUGCCGGCGCCCCCGCGCGUGGCGCUGCUCACCAUCCCCCAGCGCAUCUACCCGGACCGCGCCUCCUCCAGAAGAUCCCCCACCAUCAUCGCCGCCGACCCAUCCGGCCUCAUCCUCCUCCACUCCGAGCAGGGCCGCCGCGCCACCCCGGGCCCCACCAUCACCGACACCCCUGGCCACCAGGGGGUCUCCUGGUGUCCGUACCUCGACGCCUACUUCCUGCUCGACGCCACCGCCCCCGCCACCGCCGCCUUCCCGCUCCCCAAGCCCGAGCUGCUCUCCGGCCCGGGCUUCAUCGGCCUCAUCACCUCCCCCAAGGGCUACAUGGUCGCCGAGCUGCAGCCGGUCUUCGGCAGCGCCAAGGCCGAGCUCCUGCGCUUCUCGUCGCAGGUCGGCGAGUGGGUCACGCAGAGCGUCGCCUACCCGCUUCCCUGCCGCAGCUGGCGCGGCGCCGACGGCGUCCUCUCCUGCUCCGGGCGGCUCUGGUGGGUCGACCUCGCCUGGUGCCUCCUCACCUGCAACCCCUUCGCCGACGACCCGACGCUCACCGUCGUCCACUUCCCGGAGGGCAAGGUGCUCAAGCCCAGGGAGGCCGCGGGGCUGCUCGACAAGUACCGCUGCGUCGGCGUCAGCGCCGGCAAGCUGCGCUUCGUGGACAUGUACAGGAACCGUAACAGCCGCAGCGGGGCCGCGCAGAUCAGCGUGUGGACGCUCGACGACCAUCCGGUCGGCUCGUGGACGCUGGAGUGCGAGGCCACCUUCACGGAGAUCUGCAACGAUCCGAGCUACAAGGCCACUGGUCUGCCCAGGAAGAUCCCCGUGCUCGCGCUCAUCCAUCCCACCAACCCCGACGUCGUCUACUUCUUCCUGGACGGGCACCUGCUCGGCGUCGACGUGCGUGCUCGCAAGGUCGUGCACUGCGAGGUCUACGAGCUCGUCGAACCCUCCAUGGAAAAGGUCGCCAGCCGCUUCGUUCAGGCUUGGCAGCUGCCACCGGCUCUCUGCUCAGGCUCAGCAAAGGAGACUGAUGAUGGCGUGGAUGAAGAGCUGCAGCGACUGCAUCUGCGAGACGAACAUGAGGAAUGAGAAGCAGGGUUAACAUAGCAGGU
Molecule: messenger RNA, 1226 nt
Organism: Lolium rigidum
Lineage: Eukaryota; Viridiplantae; Streptophyta; Magnoliopsida; Poales; Poaceae
Exons: 2
Coding region: 1-1203 (400 amino acids)
Source: RefSeq, a predicted model, not a curated record